Messenger RNA from Anolis sagrei ordinatus, 1257 nucleotides. The record is from RefSeq and is a predicted model, not a curated record. Lineage: Eukaryota; Metazoa; Chordata; Lepidosauria; Squamata; Anolidae.
UCUCGAAGAUGGGGACAACCUUUGUCCUCCUCCAGUCUGCUGGGACUUCUCCUGUUCUCCAAGAAUGCUCAAACAUUAUUGCCAGUGGUUCUGAAAUCACUUCUAGUUCCUUCAGUACUCUUGGAUGGGGUUCAUCUAGCCCUGGAGACUUGGAGAUAGAAGAUAGUUAUCUCUUGGUCUCAGGGAUUUGAACGACUGGUAGGCUCAAGGAUGGAUCUUCAACCACUGGUAGGAUGGCUUGCUAUCAGAUAGAACAGAACACGCUGAUGUCACACAAGCCGCAGCCCGCCAUUCUGAAAGAUGGGAGAGCGCCAACAUCGCUGAGCCAUAGAUAUGGAGUACCAGCUGAUCCACACCAAGUUCUUGGCCCAGCAAUACCUGAACAAACCAUUGCUCUACAAAAGGCAGCCAAAACCCUACCGGGCUCUUGCAGGCAGAGAAACCAACACAACGCCGCUCUUCCCCGACAUCCAUCCUGGAAAACAAAGCAAACCUCACACGGAAGGUCGGCUGCAGCUUGUAACGAAUCUCGAUAGCCCAGGACCGGCGGCUUAUCCACCUCCCGUCUUGAACUGCAGGGAAAGCAACGCUCCAGCCUACACCUUUGGGUGGAAAACACCUCCAAAAGAUGGCAGUGGACGCCGGUCCUGGCAGAAACCCUGGUUCCAGAGCAAGAACCCUUUCCACAGGAAAACAGAUUAUACCCAGGAAACAAAUUGGCCAUCUCCUUUCGACUACGGACCAACUUUGGGAUCCAUGCUGGUCAACCGGCCCACCAGUCCCAAUUUCACCAUGGGUCGCAAGGGGGAGUUCUCUUGGGUAAACAAAACUACAAUAGAUGACCCGGCACCCAAUAGGUAUAACACGGACCGGGCCUACAAGCAUGUGCUGUUCCGAUCACCCUCCUUCAUCAUGCGUCCGGCUCAACACAUUGUGUUUGGAUGGGCCAAAAAAGACCUCACCCCAGGCCCCGGUGCCUACGAUGUGGAGAAGGGGCACUCUGCCCGGCUGCCCAACUCCCCGAGUUUCUACAUCCAAGGCGUCCGGCGACCCAAGAAGCACGAAACGGGGCCCUUUUCGACGCUGUGAGGCCGCCGAAACAAUGAAGCAGAGUGCCCCAAGGCCCAGUGCUCUGUUCCCAGCACAACGAACCACCCCGUGACGCUGCAGUUACGACUAAUACAGCCUGAAAUGCACCUUUCCUAUCUUUCCCAGCUGUGUGUUGGCUUGAACCACUUCCAAGAUGUAAAUAAAAAU